AUGCAACAUGAGUUUUGGGAAAACAAUGACCUAAUCUGUCUCUGUGCCCGGUUGCCUUCCCGUCUAGUCUGUCCGUGCCCGGUUGCCUUCCCGUCUAGUCUGUCCGUGCCCGGUUGCCUUCCCUCUGUCCGUGCCCGGUUGCCUUCCCGUCUAGUCUGUCCGUGCCCGGUUGCCUUCCUGUCUAGUCUGUCCGUGCCCGGUUGCCUUCCCUGUCUAGUCUGUCCGUGCCCGGUUGCCUUCCCGUCUAGUCUGUCCGUGCCCGGUUGCCUUCCCUCUGUCCGUGCCCGGUUGCCUUCCCGUCUAGUCUGUCCGUGCCUGGUUGCCUUCCCGUCUAGUCUGUCCGUGCCUGGUUGCCUUCCCUGUCUAGUCUGUCCGUGCCUGGUUGCCUUCCCCCGUCUAGUCUGUCCGUGCCCGGUUGCCUUCCUGUCUAGUCUGUCCGUGCCCGGUUGCCUUCCUUCUGUCCGUGCCCGGUGGCCUUCCCGUCUAGUCUGUCCGUGCCCGGUUGCCUUCCCGUCUAGUCUGUCCGUGCCCGGUUGCCUUCCCGCCAAAUCCUUGCAGUUCUCCACUCACCGUGUGAGCCAACCACACACUCACUACUACUAUUGGCCAGUCUCUGUCCACAUCACUUUCUCUAUCUCUCUCUCUCUCUCUAUGCCCUUGUUCUUCAAACCAUGUUGGCUCUCUGUUGCCAGCACCCGACACAAAGAUCAGGCCAUUCCCAGUGUCACGGCAGGGCUUUUAUAA
This is a messenger RNA of Acanthosepion pharaonis, 744 nucleotides long. The record is from the annotation of a GenBank genome assembly. Lineage: Eukaryota; Metazoa; Mollusca; Cephalopoda; Sepiida; Sepiidae.